AUGGUCACUUUUCCUACUGAUUAUUGGGCACCUGCACUUGAUGUUAACGUUCGUCGUCGCAGCUACUACAAUGUUGAGAAAUCGCAAAAACGUCAAUCUCGAGAACGCCUUUCAACGCUUGCAAUUCCAAAAGAUGUAAAGAAUGGGAAUGACAUGUCCCUCGUCUCAAGUCCUGUAGCUAUUCAAAAUGAAAACAACUCUUUUACAGAAACCGACGUAUCGUUGUCGUCUUCAAACGGUUCUAACGCCAACACCAGUACCUUGCUUACCCCAACAGAACCGAAAAAGAUGAAGUUGGUACAAAGUAUGCAACGUCUUUUCGUACAUGACUCUAAAUCACCGAGUAGUUCUCCAGUCGGAAGUCCAAAAGGGGAGGACGACGAUGCCGAAGAACUCUUUAACACGACGGCGGACAAUAAAAUGAUGUUAAAGGACAUUCUUACUCCGAGACUUGACAUCAAUAAUAAGUGUUUAUCGAGAAGUGACUCGGGUUGUUUUAGUGACUCGGAGUGCAUGUUAGUUAAAAAGUAUGGUAUAUGCGAGAAGGGCUGUAUAGGACAAGGUGCGACUGCAGUCGUCCGUUUAGCUCAUAAAUUGGAUCAAUCGGAUAAUGAAAAAACAUAUGCUGUCAAGUUAACCAGCGAGUUCUGUAUUAGCUCCACACUUCAACAUGUAAAUAUAGUUAGAACUGUAGAUUUAGUUCAGGAUGACAAUCUCGCUUGGUGUGAAGUCAUGGAAUAUUGUGCUGGAGGUGACUUGUAUUCCGCAAUCAAAUCUGGUCAUAUGACCACAAUUGAAAUAAAUUGCUGUUUCAAACAACUUAUUCAAGGCGUUGGAUAUCUACAUUCCAUGGGUGUAGCACAUAGAGAUAUAAAACCCGAGAAUUUAUUGCUUGAUGACAAAGGCCAUUUAAAGAUUACAGAUUUUGGUAUCUCGGAGGUAUUUAGAACUUGUUGGCAAGAAGACACACGUCUCUCUAAAGGAUUUUGUGGUUCUGGCCCGUACAUUGCUCCGGAACAAUUCGAAACAGAUAAAGAAUAUGAUGCCCGACUUGUUGAUGUAUGGGCAUGUGGCAUUGUUUAUCAUUGUAUGAUUUAUCAAGGUAUUCCAUUUCGGACCGCGACUCCCUCCGAUCCCCACUACGCAAACUACCUAGAAACGAGAAACAUUAAGCAAUAUGACCCAAUAGAAAAACUCCCACGUGGCUGUCGUGAUCUCUUGUACAAAAUUCUCGAGCCGGAUGUCAAAAAACGGAUCACGAUUGAGCAAAUUAAAGAGAACAAUUGGUUCAAGUCUAUUGAAGCUUGUACCGACUCUUCUGUCAUUCUUUCGCAACCACAUAAUCAUAUUUCUCCAGAAUGUCUAAAAGAGAUUCAAGCAUUGAAAAAGUAA
Messenger RNA from Ambispora leptoticha, 1392 nucleotides. NCBI's taxonomy places the organism in Eukaryota, Fungi, Glomeromycota, Glomeromycetes, Archaeosporales, Ambisporaceae. The record is from the annotation of a GenBank genome assembly.